UUUCAGAAAACAAUUUAAUGUACAGUAGUCAUUACUCGAAUAGCCUUAAGAUGUGCCUACAACGAUUCCGUUUUUCCUUGCAAUUUUCAUUUUCAUCCUCUUCUGAGAGCUGUAGACAACAACAGAAAACUGAUGGAGGCCUCCUGUAAAAACCUCAAUGACAGCGAAGCAGCCCACAAGCCGAUGGUGUUCCCUGAUAGCAACCAACCACAAGCACACAUCAACACAGUGGGCAUUAAGGUUCAAGAGGCCACCAUCUCCACGGCAGCGCUGCAUACCCUCCAAUGAAACCACAGCACUCUGCACGCACUUGCAGGAAGGCAGCCGGCGGAGAUUAAAGGAAGGGAGAGAAGGGAGGAAGUCAGCUUAAAGAGGGUGAACCACAGACACUGCCAAGAAGUGAUGAAGAAGGAGUCAAGGUGCUCAGGCUGAGAAGAAAAAAAAGACACACAACCCUCGGAAAUGAAGAGAGAGUGUGAGAUUGUAGCACUGCAGGGGGGUCAUGUGGGAAGCCCCCGUUUUGAGAUGGUACACUGACUUGAAUGUGCAAGAUUUGCAGAAGCAAGACCACCCACCGACGAACGCUCACCUCCAGUAAAUUCACCGCCACCCUUGUUUUAAGGAAGACACUGAGCAGAGAGCAGAAAGAGGAAGCAGCAUGCUGUCGAGCAGCUCGGAUCUCGGCGUUUCUCUGUUUCGUGAAACCAAAUAAUGAUGUGCUUGGUGGAGCGUUUCUCACUCGGUCUGGCUACGACUGGAAGAUGAUUGUUCCCACCAUGAGGCCAAAUCAGAGCCGGACCGUCCUGCAUGUGUCUGUCUUGGCGGUGCUGCUUCUCGCCUUAAACGUUGACAGUGCAGACUCUGGAGAUGAAGAAUGUCUCCCAGAAAUUAAUGUUCGGCGCAACACAGUUCACAAGGCUUUAGCUGGACAAGAACUCAGGAUUAACUGCACAGUUGUUUUCUGCAACAGUUUAAAAACAGUUUCCUGGUAUAAAUUUGAGAAUACAUCUAUCUCAUUUGAUGUCACAAAUAUCAGUCACAUUAAAACAGAGUGGAAGACGUUAAAGGAGCUGGAAGGGAUAUCAUUUUUGAUCUUCCAAAAUAUUCUCAGAAGUGACUCGGGUCAGUAUCAGUGUCGCAGUGGAAGAGAGACGAGUCAUAUCAUCAGUGUUAUCGUCUAUGGUGAUGAUAAGACCACAAGUGUUCCACCAAAGGAUAGCACAACAGACAGCUUGAAACCUAAUGAUGACUUCCCAGAAAACUUACUGAUCUAUGUGUACUCGGCUGCUGGGAUUGCCACGUUUGUCAUCAUAGUGAUAAUUCUCACUGUCAUAUUAAUGCGAGGGUGCAAAGGAAAUUCACAGAAGAAAUCAGAGCAACAAACUGACAGUCAGUACGUGGCGAUCCCGAUGGCCCAGCAACCCUUCCCACAUGCAGGCCUCCAGCCUUCGCCGAGAGGAAGCCCCGCUGUGCCGCCGCCUCGGAGGUCUACCAGGAGAAAGAGGCCCACCGAGCCUCCAUCAGCCAGAGACGGUGCACAAGUUUGUGGGCAGGAGUCAGAGGACAGAGACAGACAGAGAAACACAGCCGAGGAGGAAAUCUCUUCUGUCGUAUAUGCUUCCCUCAACCACCAGCUGCCACCGAGGCCAGCUCCUCGAACACGGAGGCUGGUGGAUGAAAGUUCAGAAUAUGCAGCCAUCCGUGUGGCAUAAGGACCAGCUGGACUAAAUUACACUAGAAGAUGACUGAUUUAAACCUGGCUUACACCUGCUUCAGGAGGACAAAAACAAGGAGAUGCAAUCAUCGUCAAACUGUGAGGAGUGUGGAUACAGAAGACAUCAUUUCAUCUGCAUUUUUUAAAGAACUGCCCGUUUAUCAUGACCAACCAUCCAACGAAGUCCACCUGAGACCUCAACGAUUGUUCCUGUAAUGUAUGUACAUGCACAGCUGAUUAAGAUUUGUAAGAAUACAUGCACUCACACAACACUGCAUACUGCAUGCAACACUGUAAACAGCACAGACUAAUAAACACAUAGUUCACACGCAGGGUUUUUGGUGCUUCCAGGAAGAAGUUUAGCCCAGCCUCAAAGCAAAAUCACCUAAAUGAUAAAACCUGAGAACAAUGCCACUUUUGGUUAUUGGGGUUUCAUUUUCUCAAGCAUAUCCGUUCACAAAAUGUCCAGAAACAACAGGAAAGUGCAUAGAUGUCUGUCAGAAAGGGUAACAGAGUCACUGCUUUUACAGCCGCUGGACUGUCAUCUCCUUAAGGCCUGUUCUGAGCCAGGUCAAGCUGUGAACUUCCCUUAAUGUUAAGUAGCGUGUCACAACUGCUAAAAGAAGUGCACGCGGUUAUAAAUGUUUGAGCUAUCCCACAAGAGGUACGAGACAAGUGGCAAAAUUCAGACGCCCACUGUGCAUCCACAGCAAGUCUAAUCAAGCACAAAACACUGCAGUAGACAUGACACAGGUGUGUAGGGGUUUCAACACGUGUAAAUAUGGAGUAAGCAGGAAAUGACCAAAAAUAACGACCCAGACACAACAGAGGCAGACUAGCUUGAAUAUGUUGUUGAUUUGCUUACAUGCUAGAAUCAGUUCACCCUCGUCAGUGGCUUCUCAUGCGAAUACAUUCAAAUACAGCAAAAUAAAGAGGCUACAGUUAGCAUGUAGCAAGCAGCAGCUACAAAACAGCUAGCCACAUCGGUAGCUUGUAGCAACAAAAGUACUAGCUUAAUGAUAUUUUAUGAGGAUGUUAGCUGCUCAAUUGGAGCUGCAUCAAUCAGAUCAGCUUCAAUAUAAAAGCUGCCAAAAAGCAUUUUACAAGUUACAGGAGAAGUAUGCUGAUAUUUUCCCAUUUUGUGUCAUUGAUAAAUGCAAUGAAAACACAAAAACAACAAUGAUCUGUCUCGACUCACAAACACUGUCUGUGCUGUAAAGCCUCACAUCUCUCACUUCUCUGUGCAUUAGCGCUCCAGCAUUGCUACUAAACCAUUAAACACAUGUAAAUCAGGCAAGAUGAAAUGUGUCUUCAUUAGCAGGAACUUAAAUUUAUCCCACAUAUAAAAAUCCUGCUACCACAAAUGACCACGAGAGACCCAACAAAUCUGCUUUUUCCUCAUAUUUGAGUGAUGUUUGCUGCAAUAUAAAGGCUCCCCAGUUUUUCUAGGAAAUUUCCUUACUAUAGAUAAUGUAAUUGUUUAAUUGUGAGCAGUUUUGAGAGAUUUACAUCUUUGGGAAAGCAGUGAGAAAUGGAUAAACGCUUUCAUAUUUUUGCCUUUUCCUCUUAGACACAGAUGGGAAAGGAACUGAAAUCAAGCUACAGUCGUCACACUGGUAAUGAGACACCCUCUCUUACCAAACUAAAUGUAUUUUUAUGGAUUCUUCUGUUUUGCGAUGUUGAAUGUUUUGCUUUAUGAACUCAUAGGUUAAAACUGUGAUGUUGUACAUCCAUGACUUGAAUUUACUCUUCAGCAGCAUCACAUGUGGUGACUGUAAUGGUUUCAUCCUGCAUUCUGCCACUAUGAAAGAUUACUGAGCUUUCAUAAUUACUGAUUGUGAUUCUUUGAAAAAUCGAGAAUGUAAUUUAAUCAUUUUGUGCAAUUGAAUGACGUAAUAUACAUUUGUUUUAAAAUAAGAAUAUAAGAUGCCAUCACUGCU
This is a messenger RNA of Acanthochromis polyacanthus (spiny chromis), 3654 nucleotides long. Its product is annotated as B- and T-lymphocyte attenuator-like. Lineage: Eukaryota; Metazoa; Chordata; Actinopteri; Pomacentridae. Gene Ontology annotation, biological process: immune response-regulating cell surface receptor signaling pathway. The record is from RefSeq and is a predicted model, not a curated record. Bases 543 to 1712 code for a protein of 389 amino acids. The transcript is spliced from 7 exons. Gene Ontology annotation, cellular component: plasma membrane. Gene Ontology annotation, molecular function: signaling receptor activity.